Messenger RNA from Porites lobata, 492 nucleotides. The record is from the annotation of a GenBank genome assembly. Lineage: Eukaryota; Metazoa; Cnidaria; Anthozoa; Scleractinia; Poritidae.
GCGAUCGUUGGUCAUCCCACUGAAGAAGUGAAUCAUCUCAUUCAUGCUGGGGAACAGAUAGAAGGAUCUCAUCAGCUUUUUAUUAGUCAGCGUAACCCUGCAGGUUUUCACAAUGGGCUAAUGGAUCCCCAAGGCAUCUCACCAUUGCCAGUUGUGCCACCAAGAUAUCCUCAUCUCCCGAUGAGGGAGCUAAUUGCGGAGAAUUUGAAUUUCAAUCCAUUGCAAGAGGUUCCCUUAUAUCAGAUGCAUUCAAGAGGGAGACAACGGAUGCAGUACGCGGAGAUGGCUAGAGGAAUACAGUUCAGUGAUUGGGCUGGGGCUAGACCACCAACUACUAAUAUGCACUGCAGGCGAGGAUGGACUGUUGCAACUGAGUCGUACGAUGGAAUCGGGUGUUCUGGAUCUGUCGAGGAGACCAGCCAAUUUCCGGAGCAGAAUCAAGGACGUGAACGCAUGCGUGCAUCCAGAUUUCUUCGACAGCAGACUUUAGAC